AUGGGCGAGAAAAUUGUUAUUGUUGGUGCCGGUAUUAUUGGCCUUUACACUGGAUACCUCUUAUGCCAACAGGGCCGCGGCCAAGACCUCGUUUUUAUUGCUGAAUACCUCCCUGGUGACCAAUCCAUCAACUAUACAUCCCCUUGGGCCGGUGGUAACUUUUCCUGCAUUUCUUCGGAUUCUCCCAAGGCACUUCGUCAUGAUAAGCUCUCUUUCAUUAAUCUGCGCAAAAUUCACGAUCUUUAUGGACCCCAGGCCGGCCUGGCCAUGCUUCGCACUGAAGAGUACUGGGAGACACAACUUCCCUCUGAUGCCAAAAUUGAGUCUCUGAAGAGCUAUAUCCCAGACCUCCGUAUUGUUCCCAAAAACGAACUUCCUGGAAAGGCUCUCUUUGGUGUGACUUAUACCACUUUUAACUUCAACUCGCCUAUGUUUCUUAAAUUCCUCGCCAAAUAUGUUUCUCAACAAGGUGCUACCUUUAUCCGCAGAAAGCUUGACCACAUUGGUCAAGCCUUUGAGUACGCAACCCCUUCGUCUCCACUGUCUCCUACUGUCAUCUUUAACUGCACAGGCAUUGGUGCACAAACUCUCGGCGGAGUUGCUGACACGGACGUUUACCCCACACGUGGCCAGGUUGUCGUGAUUCGUGCUCCUCAUAUCAACGAAAACAGAGCUAUUUGGAGUCCUUACUCUGCAACUUAUAUCAUUCCUCGCCCUUAUUCAUUUGUUGAUACCCAAGCCGAAGGUUCUGUUGGCAGUACAGUUUCCGGAUCCACUGGUAAGACUGGAAAUGUUGGUCACAUUGUUCUUGGUGGAUUUCUUCAGCAAGGCAACUACUCGGGUGACACUUAUGGUCACGAAACUUUCAACAUUCUCGACCGUGCUACUGCAUUGUACCCUGAGCUGUUGCGUGACCCCAUUACUGGCAAGAAUAAAACUAUCCAUGAACUUGAGAUUGUUCGUGAAGCUGCUGGUCUGAGACCAUCGCGAAAGGGCGGCGUACGCAUUGAGACCGAGCGUCUUGACGAAGAUAAGUACAUUGUUCAUAACUAUGGUGCUGGAGGUACUGGCUAUCAGUCUGGCCUUGGAAUGGCUAUUGAAUCUGUUGGUUUGUUUAACGAAAUUGGAUCAAAGGGAAAGCUUUAG
Messenger RNA from Magnusiomyces paraingens, 1146 nucleotides. RefSeq lists its product as uncharacterized. The record is from RefSeq and is a predicted model, not a curated record. The transcript has 2 exons. Gene Ontology annotation, molecular function: D-amino-acid oxidase activity; FAD binding. Lineage: Eukaryota; Fungi; Ascomycota; Dipodascomycetes; Dipodascales; Dipodascaceae. The coding region runs from base 1 to 1146 and encodes 381 amino acids.